Arachis ipaensis is the source of this 1548-nucleotide messenger RNA. RefSeq lists its product as uncharacterized. Gene Ontology annotation, molecular function: zinc ion binding. The record is from RefSeq and is a predicted model, not a curated record. Lineage: Eukaryota; Viridiplantae; Streptophyta; Magnoliopsida; Fabales; Fabaceae.
AUGCAGCAUAUAAAGGAAGACUAUAAUGUUCAACUGAAUCGGAAGAUGAUUACACAAGCAAUAAAGCAAGCUAGGGAGACUGUGUUGGGCAGUGAAGGGGCUCAAUUUGGGAAGCUUAGGGACUAUCUGAAUGAGAUACACAAAAGCAAUCCCGGGAGCAUAGCACAUAUGAACACCUUACCCCAACCACAAGGGCCAAACUUGUUUCAAAGAUUGUAUAUCAGUUUUGAUGCUUGCAAAAAAGGCUUCAAGAAUGGGUGCAGGCCUCUCAUCGGUUUGGAUGGGUGUUUUCUGAAGGGUUACUAUGGAGGCCAAUUGCUUUCUGCAGUGACCCAGGAUACAAAUAAUCAUGUCUUUGUGAUCGCAUUUGGUGUAACCAGGGUUGAGAACACUGAUAAUUGGAAAUGGUUUCUGAACUGCCUUCAGGAGGAUUUCGGGUCAAGCAUGCUCUUUGGAUGGCAUUUGAUGUCUGAUCAACAGAAAGGUCUUGUUCGGGCAGUCCAAGAGGUGAUGCCAAAUGCAUUUCAUAGAAACUGUGUGCUGUAUAUGUGGAAAAACUGUGAAAAGAGGUUUAGGGACAAACAGGUUAAGGGUUGUGUUUGGGAAGCAGCUAGGAGCACAACUCCAGUUCAGUUCAAGGCUGCUAUGGAUAGGUUGAAAACUGUGAGUAAUGGAGCUUGGGAGUACAUGAGUAAGUUUGACCCUAAGGUAUGGUGUAGGGCUUUUUUCAGUCACUAUCCUAAGAACGCUGCUGUGACAAACAAUAUGUGUGAGUCUUGGAAUGCAGUGAUUGUGGAGGCUAGGGAGAAACCAAUUCUGACACUGUGUGAGGAGUUACGGGUUCAUAUUAUGAACAAAAUGGCUAGACACAAGAGGAUCCUAGGGGCAUAUAAAGGAAAGCUGGCUCCAGUACAACAAAUGAAAUUGGACAAAUGGAUUAAGCCAGAAAUUCACAAGUGGAAUGCUCAAUGGUGUGGUGACAAUGACAGGGUUGUGUUUGAGGUAUCCAGGAAUACACACAAGCUGGGGGUUAACCUGAAAAAUCAAACAUGCACAUGUAACUUAUGGCAGCUCACAGGUGUACCUUGUGUUCAUGCUGUUGCAGCCAUAUCCAGAGUGAGGGUAAAAGCAGCUGAAGACUUCGUGUCUCCAUUUCUCACUAUGGAGGCAAUAAGGAAGACAUAUGACAUCUGUAUCAACUCUGUACCCAGUGAGGAGUUUUGGGAACCAACUGACCAACUGAAGGAAGAUCCACCCAAAAUAGUGAGACCUGUUGGUAGACCAGUUAAGAGGAGAAAGGAAUCAGCUACCCCUCCAGCUCCAACUGAUGGCAGCAAGGUUAGAAGGACCUUCCAGGGUGGUACUUCUGGCCAAUCUCAGAACAAACUCAUGCAUCAGAGGCCGAACCCUACUUUAGAGGAAAUUAGGGCUAAGCUAAAGAAGCAUAAGAAAAAGAUGCCCAAGAGGCCACAUGCUCCACAAGAGGAAAUGCCAAUUUCUCAAUCUGCCCCUACAGUGAUAUAUGUUAUAGUAUACUAUGCAGUCUAA